AUGUUACAGUUUGCACUCGCAUAUCGUAUGCCCUUGGAUAGCUUGACAAGUAUACAUGAGAUGAAGCUGAGAUCGUAUGAGCUUUCUGAAGAGGAGUGGAAGAUUGCUGGCCAGCUGGCAGGCAUUCUGGAUAUUUUCAAACAAGCAACACUUUUCUUCUCCAGCCAAACACCAAAUAUUUCGAAGGUUAUCUCUGCCAUGGACUACAUUGAUAAGCACCUUGCAUCUGGUGCCCUCAACGCGAAGUACUUGCCAUCGAUCCAAGCGUCAAUGUUGAUCGGAAAGCAGUUAUUAAAUAAGUAUUACAACAUGACUGAUCAUUCCGAAGUUUAUUGGAUUGCGAUGGUCCUCGACCCCAAGCGUAAACUCACUUACUUCCGAUCUGCUGGAUGGGAGGAAGAAUGGAUUGAAACGGCUCAUGAGAUCGUUGAGGCAGAAUUUGAUAGAGGCUAUGUGGAGAUGUGUAUUGAAACCGAUGACGAGGAGGAAUCCCCAUCAGUACAUUGGGUAUAUCUUCCACAGUUUGGUGUGGUGCUCACUAUAUUUAUCAGUACUUUACAGUGCCCCACCUAUUCCUGCAGGAAUGGGAUCAUUCCAGUGGAAUUCCAGGGGAAUCCUGCAGGAAUAGAGUCAUUCCAGUGGAAUUCCAGAGGAAUUCCAGAGGAAUCCAGAGGAAUUCCAGUGGAAUCCACAGCAUUCCACUGGAAUUCCACUGGAAUAGGACUGGAAUCAAGCAGAAAGUCAUAG
Laccaria bicolor S238N-H82 is the source of this 747-nucleotide messenger RNA. RefSeq lists its product as uncharacterized. The record is from RefSeq and is a predicted model, not a curated record. Bases 1 to 747 code for a protein of 248 amino acids. Lineage: Eukaryota; Fungi; Basidiomycota; Agaricomycetes; Agaricales; Hydnangiaceae. The transcript has 4 exons.